AUGGGUCAGUUAUACCGCAGAAUUGGUCUAUCUUUAGAAUGGUCUUGUCAUGGUAUUCCUUGGCUGUUGUUUGUCACCGUUUGGUUGGGUAUGUUAUGGCAAACCACCAAGAUGGAACGGGGUGGCAAUGAUUCCCUCAUCGCUCCAAGCUACCGCGCUCGUUCUUGGACUCUGGAACAGUGGAAAACGGGUCCCAAUAGCUCUCUCUUCCCCAAUCCGUGGACGCAAGCUAUCUGCUUGCUCUCUGCACUGUUAAUUGAUUUAUGUGUUGUCGCACUGCUAAAAAUGUGUGUACGACGACCGAGACCGAAGGAUGAUAUAAUGUCUGAUAUGCGGCUCACUGUUCCCAUCGAUAUGUGGUCUUUUCCGUCAGUUUGUUUUGAAUGCUUUGACUCGCCCGUGCACUGUCGUCAUUGUCAUCGUUCAAUGAAGCGCAGUAUGGAGCGAGAUUUACUGUUCGCUGCUGAGCUCACUGCAUCAAGUCACGCAACUCGUGCUUCUCUACUGUUCUGGCUUCUUCCACACUUUUUCGCUUUCUCCAACAUAGGCAUCGGUCUACUUGCCCUGUGGACACUGAUAAUCUGCUAUUCUCGUUUUGCCAUGCGUCGUCAUCAUGCUACGGACAUCUUGGCCGGCAGCAUCAUUGGUUUCUUGGAAUAUCGACUAGUUUGGAUGAUUGACUGGAUCUACGUCACACACACAGUGACAGAGCUCGUGUUUCCGGUACAACUACAAGAACUAUGA
This is a messenger RNA of Echinostoma caproni, 744 nucleotides long. Lineage: Eukaryota; Metazoa; Platyhelminthes; Trematoda; Plagiorchiida; Echinostomatidae. The record is from the annotation of a GenBank genome assembly.